UGAUGUUAGAAUCACCUCAUGCGGGUGACAAGUGAACUGUUAGAGAACACUUGACGUUUGGUAUUCGAAUGUAAAACGUUUGCACAUUAAUAUUACUACUAGGUAACCUAUCUUUCACAAUGGCCAGUGGGUCAUCAAAUGAUACCCAGCUAACAAUUGCUCAGAAAACAUGGGAGAUGGCCAAUAACAUUGAAACUAUUAGCAUUAUUGAUGAAAUAUACCGUUAUGAUCGAAAACAACAACAAGAUAUUCUCGCAGCUAAGCCAUGGGAAAAAGACCCACAUUUUUUUAAAGAUAUCAAGAUUUCAGCUCUUGCUUUGCUCAAGAUGGUGAUGCAUGCUCGAUCAGGUGGUACACUUGAGGUGAUGGGUUUGCUCCUAGGAAAAGUAGAUGCUAAUACCAUGAUGGUUAUGGACUCCUUUGCUCUCCCAGUGGAAGGCACAGAGACUAGAGUUAAUGCACAGGCACAAGCAUAUGAAUACAUGACAGCAUAUAUUGAGGCAGCAAAACAGGUUGGUCGACUAGAGAAUGCCAUUGGCUGGUACCACAGUCAUCCAGGAUAUGGUUGUUGGCUCUCAGGCAUCGAUGUGUCUACUCAGAUGCUUAAUCAGAACUUCCAGGAGCCUUUUGUUGCCAUUGUAAUUGAUCCUGUCCGAACAAUUUCUGCUGGAAAAGUUUGUCUUGGGGCUUUUAGAACAUAUCCAAAGGGAUACAAGCCUCCAAAUGAAGAACCGUCAGAAUACCAAACUAUACCUCUCAACAAGAUUGAAGACUUCGGUGUUCACUGCAAGCAAUAUUAUUCUCUUGAAGUGACAUACUUUAAAUCGUCUUUAGAUCGCCGUCUGCUAGAUUCCUUAUGGAAUAAAUACUGGGUGAAUACGCUAAGUUCAUCUAGCCUUCUGACUAAUGCAGAUUAUACCACUGGGCAGAUCUUUGAUCUCUCUGACAAACUGGAACAGUCUGAGGCUGCUCUUGGACGUGGAGGCUUUAUGCUUGGUGGGGCUGACCCACAUGACAAGAGAACUGAAGACAAGUUAUUGAAAGCCACAAAGGACAGUUGCAAAACAACCAUAGAGAUAAUUCAUGGCCUUAUGGCUCAGAUGAUUAAGGAUUGCCUUUUCAAUCACAUUAAACCCAAAUAUGAAACAUAAAAUACAACACUAUGUAUGACAUAAUUUUUAAACAGUUUCAAAAAAAUUGUCUCUUCUAAUGAUAUGGCAACAUGAUUAAAAAAUUGGUGCAAAUAAAGUGAAAUUAUCACAUUUGGAAGUUAGUGUACUAUCCCCAAGUGGUAAGAAAAUUUGAGUGCUGCUGAUUUCAGCAAAACAUUUGAUAAAAUGUGCCAAUAUGACAAAGAAUUUAUGGAACAGCUGUUUCAGUUUCCUUUAUAUUUUUUCUGAGUACCACUUUCCAAGGAUUCAUGUUUCAUUCAAUAACGUCCUAUGUUUUGAAGGGCUGUCAUAUUUACCUGAAUAUUAAAUUUCCCAACAUUAAAAACUUUA
Messenger RNA from Zootermopsis nevadensis, 1502 nucleotides. It is a transcript of the gene CSN5, whose product is annotated as COP9 signalosome subunit 5. NCBI's taxonomy places the organism in Eukaryota, Metazoa, Arthropoda, Insecta, Blattodea, Termopsidae. The record is from RefSeq and is a predicted model, not a curated record. Gene Ontology annotation, molecular function: metallopeptidase activity; protein binding.